Saimiri boliviensis boliviensis (Bolivian squirrel monkey) is the source of this 2128-nucleotide messenger RNA. RefSeq names its product olfactory receptor 4F15. Gene Ontology annotation, molecular function: olfactory receptor activity; G protein-coupled receptor activity. Gene Ontology annotation, cellular component: membrane. Lineage: Eukaryota; Metazoa; Chordata; Mammalia; Primates; Cebidae. The record is from RefSeq and is a predicted model, not a curated record. Gene Ontology annotation, biological process: G protein-coupled receptor signaling pathway.
AGGAUGGCAUGAAAUUCAUAAUAGGAGCAAGAUAAACGAGAUAAACUUCAGCUGCAAGAAAGACUCAGCUAAGUAAAUGAAAACUGAUCCUGGAGUCUGAGGGAAUGAAUGUAAUGAAUCACUCUGUAGUAUCAGAAUUUGUGUUCGUGGGAAUCACCAACUCAUGGGAGAUUCAGCUUCUACUUUUUGUUUUCUCUUUGUUGUUCUACUUUGCAAGCAUGAUGGGAAACCUUGUCAUUGUGUUCACCGUAACCAUGGAUGCUCAUCUGCACUCCCCCAUGUAUUUCCUCCUGGCUAACCUCUCAGUCACUGAUAUGGCAUUUUGCUCAAUUACAGCCCCUAAGAUGAUUUGCGAUAUUUUCAAGAAACACAAAGCCAUCUCCUUUUGUGGAUGUAUUACUCAGAUCUUCUUUAGCCAUGCUGUUGCGGGCACUGAGAUGGUGCUGCUCAUAGCCAUGGCCUUUGACAGAUACAUGGCCAUAUGUAAACCUCUUCACUACCUAACUGUCAUGAGCCCAAGAACAUGUCUAAACUUUUUAGCCACUUCCUUGAUCAUUGGCCUUAUUCACUCAUUGGUCCAGUUAGUUUUUGUGGUAGAUUUACCUUUCUGUGGCCCUAAUAUCUUCGACAGUUUUUACUGUGACCUCCCUCAGCUCCUCAGACUUGCCUGCACAAACACCCAAGAACUGGAGUUCAUGGUCACUGUCAAUAGUGGACUGAUUUCUGUGGGCUCCUUUGUCUUGCUGGUAAUUUCCUAUAUCUUCAUCCUGCUCACUGUUUGGAAACAUUCUUCUGGUGGUUUAUCCAAGGCCAUCUCCACCCUGUCAGCUCACGUUACUGUGGUCAUCUUGUUCUUUGGACCACUGAUGUUUUUCUACACAUGGCCUUCUCCCACAUCACCGCUGGAUAAAUAUCUUGCUAUUUUUGAUGCAUUUAUUACUCCUUUUCUGAAUCCAGUCAUCUACACAUUCAGGAACAAGGACAUGAAGGUGGCAAUGAGGAGACUCUGCAGUCGUCUCGUGCAUUUUACAAAGACUUUGUAAAUGGGUUGGCUAUGGCGAUGUGUAACUAAGGAUUAUUUCUCAUGCCAGUUGCAUAAAAGAUACUAUGCAAUUUCAGACAAAUACUGAAGACAACUCCGGCCAUACUGUAUGCCUGAAAAUGUAUUAAAUUACGGUAACAAUUUCACCACUAAAUUAGAAGUGGUGUUAUUUGGCACAGUGUGCAUCAAAGUGCUAAAUAUUAAAUCUUACAUCUUUUGUAGCCUACUACUUUGAAAGACCUUGUUCUAGAAGUGUGCCAUGUAAUUGAACAAAUAACAAUACUACAUCUUUUUUCUAUUAUUCUAUUGAUAGACAAACUACACAUUCAGUUAAUCUGUUUACUGUCUCUCUUCCCCAUCUCUCUCUCUCUCUCUCUUUUUUUUUUUUUUUUUUUUUUUUUUUUUUUUUUUUUUUUUGAGACAGAGUCUCACUGUGUUGCCCAGGCUAGAGGGCAAUGGCACAAUUUCAGUUCACUGCAAUCUCUGCUCUCUGGUUCAAGGAUUCAAGCAAUUCUCCUGCCUCAGCUUCCUGAGGGCUGGGAUUACAGGUGCCCAUCACAAUGACUGGCUAAUUUUUAUAUUUUUAGUAGAGAUAGUUUCACCAUGUUGGCCAGGCUGGUCUUGAACUCCUGACCUCAAGUGAUCCACCUGCCUCAGCCACCAAAAAUGCUGGUAUUACAGGAAUAAGCCACUGCACCUGGCCUGUUUAGUACCUAACGCUCUCUAUUUUAAUUAUUUUUGUUCCUAAAGUGUUUACUUUCUAUUGCUCCAGUCUCUAUAUAUUUUGCCUCCUUAUCAGGCUUCUCUGUCUGGCCAUCUGGAAAAUUGUUAGUCCUAUAUUUACAAUAUUCAAAUUUAAAGUUAGAGUGGAUUACUAACACUGUUUGUUCUAAUCCCCUGAAAUUACAAAUCCUAAAAUCUAAGAGUUGACCAGUGACUAGUUUGCCCAAAGGCACACAGCUGGAAAUCAUCAAAGAGAGCCAGGCACUAGAAACCAUAACUCUGGUUGCUAGUUCAGUGCUCUUUCACCUUCAGAUUAAUUGUGUUUUUGAUUUGAUGCUCAUAUUCCAAUCUUCCAGCUUUUUC